Brenthis ino (lesser marbled fritillary) is the source of this 1743-nucleotide messenger RNA. Lineage: Eukaryota; Metazoa; Arthropoda; Insecta; Lepidoptera; Nymphalidae. The record is from the annotation of a GenBank genome assembly.
AUGAAGGUGGUUUUAAUACUGCCGAUUUUAGUGAUCCUCUGUUCGGGAAAUAUAAUCAGGCAAAAUGAUGAAAGGAAAUUGGAGUGGUGGGAAACGAGCAUAAUUUACCAAAUCUAUCCAAGAUCGUUUGUGGACAGCGAUGGCGAUGGGGUAGGAGAUCUAAAAGGCAUAACUUCAAAGUUGGAAUACAUCAAAGAAAUUGGUGCUGGCGCAAUAUGGCUUUCUCCUAUAUUUCAAUCUCCUAUGUAUGAUUUCGGAUACGAUAUUGCUGAUUUUUACGCGAUCCAUGAUGAAUAUGGAACAAUGGAAGACUUUGAAGAGCUUCUUGGAAAAGCUAAAGAACUCGAUAUCAAAGUUGUGCUAGAUCUUGUGCCCAAUCACACAUCAAAUGAAAGCGUAUGGUUUCAAGAAGCUCUUAAGGGUAAUGAAAAGUACCUAAAUUACUUCGUUUGGGAAGAUGGGGUUAUAGAUGAAGAAGGCAAUAUGCAACCACCAAAUAAUUGGCUCAGUCAUUUCCGAGGAAGUGCUUGGGAGUACAGAGAAGAAGUUGGCAAAUACUAUCUGCAUCAAUUCGUUGUCGGUCAGCCUGAUUUGAACUAUCGUAAUCCUGAUGUUUUGAAUGAAAUGAAAGAUAUAAUUAGCUUUUGGCUUGAAAAAGGCGUCGCAGGCUUUAGAGUUGAUGCUGUUAACUGUCUGUUCGAAGUUGAUAAAAAUCUUUUUGGUGGCAAAUAUCCAGAUGAACCACCUUCUGGAAGAACUGAUGUUGAUGCUGGAUCAUUUGAUUCUUUAGCGCAUAUUUAUACAAAAGAUCAAAAUGAGACUUAUUAUGUGGUAUAUGAUUGGAGAGAUGUCUGUGAUGAAUAUGCUAAAAAGGAUGGUCUAACUAGAGUUAUGAUGACUGAAGUAUAUGCGACUAUACAAAACGUGGUAAAGUAUUUUGGUGAAGGUGACAGGAAUGGUGCCCAGAUGCCGUUUAAUUUUGAUUUGAUUACGGACGUCGAUGCUUCGUCUAGUGCAGCUGAUAUAAAGAGAGCAGUUGAUAAGUUUUUAACUUACAAGCCCCUUGACAAAGAUGCUAAUUGGGUGGUCGGUAAUCACGAUAACAGCAGAAUGGCUACUCGUUAUGGUCCUUCUCUAGUUGACGGGAUUAAUAUGGUUGUUUUAUUACUUCCUGGCGUUGGAGUUACAUAUAUGGGCGAGGAACUAGGAAUGGUCGACGGUUAUGUAAGCUGGGAAGAUACUGUUGAUCUAUCUGGGUGUAACACAAAUGAUCCUGUUAAUUAUGUAACUGCAUCAAGAGAUCCCGAACGUACACCGUUCCAGUGGAAUUCAGAAAAGAAUGCUGGUUUUUCCACUGCUGAUAAAACCUGGUUGCCAGUCGCUGAGGGUUAUGAGACAUUAAACGUAGAAGUUCAGAGAGCAGCAAAUAGGUCUCACUUGAAAGUUUACCAGGCCUUGGCUGACCUUCGACAAGAUAAUGUGUUUAGAUAUGGAAGAUACGACUCCUUAGCAAUUAAUGAAGAUGUGUUUGUUUUUAGAAGAUGGUAUAACGGAGAAACCUAUUUAGUAUUGAUUAAUAUGCGAGAUGUGGAAUAUGUCGUGGAUUUAACAUAUUUCGAGAAUGUCAGCGGUAAAGCCCGCGUGGUUGUGAGAAGCAUUCAAUCUCCUAAGGAUGAAGGUGAGGCGUUUGAGGUAUCGGAACUUCCUGUGGCAGGAUACGAAGGCGUUGUUUUAAAAUUAUUG